AUAAAUACCAACAAAGAAGGUAAAUUCAUAUCUGUCAUCUUCAUUAAUGGAUUUCAAUUCUUCGUUCUCCCAUCUCAACUCUUGGGAAGCGUUGUUUUCGUUCAACGACAAUGCAACAAAUGAAUCGUCCAUAUUGGACUCCAUAGCUAUAGGAUCAACGAAGAAAGAGAAGAGAGGGUAUAGAGGAGUAAGAAGAAGGCCAUGGGGAAAAUUCGCAGCAGAAAUACGAGACCCUACAAGAAAUGGUGUUCGAGUAUGGAUUGGAACAUUUGACAGUGCUGAAGAAGCUGCUUUAGCUUAUGACCAAGGAGCUUUCUUGACAAGGGGUGGUCUUGCUACCCUUAACUUUUCAGCACAAGUGGUGGUGGAGUCCCUGGAAGACAUGGGUUUCAAGGCACUCAGAAAUGGUGUCUCACCAUUGUUGGAACUCAAAAGGAUGCACGUGAUGAGAACCAAAUCUAGGGCUAGCAGGAGUUGUGGUAAAAAGGUUAAAAGGGGUUGCGGCAAAGGGAAAUUGGAUCCUACUACUGAAACAGUGUUGGUGUUGGAGGAUUUGGGUCCUGAAUACCUAGAGCAACUUUUGACCUUCACUUCCCCUGGUUCUUGGUGCUGAAUUUGUGGAUUCAAACUACAAAACCUUAUUCAUUCAUAGCUUCUUUAUUUUAGCUUCUCUCCUUUAUUAAUUCGUUUAUUUUCUUCUUUCCAUUUUGUAUAUUAAAAGAAAAUUUUUAACAGAUAUACUCCCAUUGAUU
Molecule: messenger RNA, 752 nt
Organism: Vigna unguiculata (cowpea)
Lineage: Eukaryota; Viridiplantae; Streptophyta; Magnoliopsida; Fabales; Fabaceae
Product: ethylene-responsive transcription factor 15 pseudogene
Source: RefSeq, a predicted model, not a curated record